AUGACAUUCCGCUGCGCAGUGUCCGGGACCACUUUGGCCGCUCACGCAGUUUGCCCGCGCCGAUAUCUGCUAUACGCCUCUUUUCUCGUAGCACCGACUGCCAGCUCGACGGCCAAGCAGCAGCAGAAGCCGUUCCACAGCACCGCGGGCCUCCGAGAUGAGCAGAUCGACAACUCCCGGAACCACUAUGAGACGCUGAAACUGCAGCCGGGCGCAACGCCUGCUGAUAUUAAAAAGUCCUUCUACGCCCUCUCCAAAUCCCACCACCCCGACCACCACCCCUCCAACCCGCACGCCUCCCGGCGCUUCAUGCGCAUCAGCGAGGCCUACUCCAUACUCUCGAUCCCCGCCAAGCGCGCCGCCUACGACCGGGACACAUUGCGCCUACACCACCCUUCCUCCCCUUCCUCCCCUUCCUCUCACCCCCACCACCGCGGCUCCUACAGCAGCACCAACCCCGCCGGCGGUCGCCCCGCCUCGGGCCUAAGCCGCCGCCGCGGCACAUACCAAGGCCCGCCACCGAGUUUCUUUCGGAGCGGCGGUUGGGGCGCCCACGGCGCCAAGCGCCGCGCCGCGCAUGAUGAGAGCACAGGGUCCUCUUCUUCUACGUCUCACACCUCAUCUUCUUCCACUUCUCAUGCCUCCUCCGCAAGUACAAACUCCUUCGGUGCAGGGGGCAUGGGACCAGGCCAAACGCCCUUUGGCCGCGGCGCCGAAGACGACGUCCCGCACUUCGACCGGGUAUCCCAUGAGCGCACGGGCCGGCAUAUCGAUAGUCGGCGAGCGGUGCGGCGCGCGCACCUCGACAGUCAGUACAUCAACAUCGAGCCGGAGCGAAGCACCGCCGGCAUGUUCUUCCUAAUCGGCGGUGUGCUGAUGCUGAGCGUGUUGGGUCCGUUCGCGGUCACCAGGAUAUGGAAUCGGGGUAGUGGGGGCGGGGACAAAAAGUUGGAGAGAAAGGGGAAAUAG
Daldinia loculata is the source of this 969-nucleotide messenger RNA. Its product is annotated as DnaJ-domain-containing protein. The transcript is spliced from 2 exons. Bases 1 to 969 code for a protein of 322 amino acids. Lineage: Eukaryota; Fungi; Ascomycota; Sordariomycetes; Xylariales; Hypoxylaceae. The record is from RefSeq and is a predicted model, not a curated record.